Anolis carolinensis (green anole) is the source of this 13483-nucleotide messenger RNA. RefSeq names its product transmembrane protein 235 (gene tmem235). The transcript has 4 exons. Bases 4210 to 5511 code for a protein of 433 amino acids. NCBI's taxonomy places the organism in Eukaryota, Metazoa, Chordata, Lepidosauria, Squamata, Anolidae. Gene Ontology annotation, cellular component: apical plasma membrane. The record is from RefSeq and is a predicted model, not a curated record.
UAAAAGGCAGAGAGAAUAUCUAUUAUAUUGAGUUUGCUUAUUCUAUGGGUCAGGGUGAGGACUUUUUGUCUCAGGAAUCAAAAUGUUGAGCUGUGACUGGGUGAUUCUUGAUUUGCAUGGGUUGCCGCUAGAUUGCACAUAAUGUUUUACAAAGACCAAGGCUUGAAAGGUGGGAAGGAGUGGAAAAUGCAUGAUUACUUCAACUUAGUAAUAAAGUAUAACAAAACAUAAUAUUUUAUUUCUAGAUUGCCCUCUCCCUCGAAGGGACUCAGGGCAGUUUACAGACACAAAACAAAAAGGCAAACAUUCAAUGCCUCAAAUGAGUACAAACACAUCAAAAUAAUACAAGAUAAUGCACAAUAACUACAGUAAACUUACAACAAAAAAUUAAACAUUGAGAUGAAAAUAAUCAAAAACAAUCCAAUCAGACAUAGUAAACUAAAACAUGAGUAAAACAUUACAACAUAUAUCCUAAAAGCAAUUUAGAUAUAAUUACAUUAAAAUGGCUGACACCAGUGUUCAUUUAAGAUGUAUCGUAGCAGCCAUAAAAUACAAGUGGGUUAGCCAGCGUUCCUAAUGUCCUAAAUAAAAGCUGUGACUCUUAAAUAAAGGGUGGUGUGGGAUGUUAAAGAAUGUUGUGCUUGAGAUACAAAGGAAACAGGCUCAGGGUCCUUUUUCAACAAUCAAAGUCACUGAAUGUCCCAAGGCCAGUCAUUCUUAGCCUAAGCCUGUUGACAUGAUGGUUGUAAAGACAAAAUGGAAAAGGACAAAGCAGAAGAGUCCUUAAGAAAAGGAAGCAGAAGAGAAGGAGGAGAACUGUAGAUGCUGGAUUAAGUAAACUAGCAAAGGAGGAAACUACUACCUGAACAAGUCUAUGGGCAGAUCCUCACAGACACUAUAAUGCGGUUCGAAGCUGGCUGGAGGCUAGGGUGUCCACAAAACAUACACCUCCAAUGUGCACGGCAGCAUGCAUUAAGCCAGAAAAAGUGUAUUAAGAAAAACUCACCAGAAAGUUUGGAAUUGGCCAGGGAAUCUGUUACCAAUACCCUGCAGGGUUAAAAUCUGAGACUGAAAAGAGUGUUUGACAGGAUCUCUAGUGUUGAACACUUAAAAAAAAACCAAGGAAACACAGCUGGUAGAAGGUAAAAAAUUAUUCUCUUGGGAGAGGAAACCACAUCAGUCCAAAGGGGACUCUCACUUUCUGCCCCUUUGUUCUCAUACGUUGUGCCCUGCCAUGGUCUAGUGCUGAUCCUUUUUUUUUUUUUCGUUUCAGGAGCGACAAGAAACUGCAAGUCACUUCUGGUGUGAGAGAAUUGGCUGUCUGCAAAGAUGUUGCCCAGGGGACACCUGGAUGGUUGAUGUUUUAUCAACCUGUGGGAGGCUUCUCUCAUGUCCUUGCAUGGGGAACUGGAGCUGACCUGAUCAAUACAGUUGAAGUGGUUGGAUCCUUAGGGGCAAGUGACCAUGUGCUCGUGCAGUUUGCGAUACAAAGAAAGGCUGAAACUAAGACAAGUCAAACACGCAUUCUGGACUUUAAGAGAGCUGACUUCCAAAAAAUGAAGGAAAUACUGAGCAGCAUUCCAUGGACGCCAAUAUUAAAAGACAAGGGAGUUAAGGAUGGAUGGGAGUUUUGUAAAAGUGAAAUACUCAAGGUGCAAAUGCAAACAGUGCCAACAAAGGAAAAAAAAACAAGACAAGUGCGAAGAAGCCAGAAUGGAUGUCUAAAGAACUUCUAACCGGGCUAAGACUCAAAAGAGACAUGCACAAGAAGUGGAAAAGGGGAGAAAUCACCAAAGAAGAAUUCAAACGUAUAGCCAACUCCUGUAGGGAAAAGGUUUGCAAGGCUAAAGCGCAACAUGAGCUCAGGCUUGCCAGGGACAUUAAAAACAACAAAAAGGGCUUUUUUGCCUCUGUUGGUAGAAAAAGAAAGAACAAGGAGGCAAUAGGGCCUCUGCGAGGAGAAGAUGGGGUGAUGGUGACAGGGGACAGGGAAAAGGCAGAACUACUUAAUGCCUUCUUUGCCUCGGUCUUCUCACAAAAAGAAAGCCAUCUUCAACCUCAGCAACAUGAAAUGGACGAAGGAUUAGGGGAAAUCCAACCCCAAAUAGGGAAACAAGUUGUCCAGGAACACCUGGCCGCUCUAAACGAAUUCAAGUCCCCAGGGCCAGAUCAGCUACAUCCAAGAGAAUUGAAGGAACUAGCUGAGGUUAUUUCAGAACCACUGGCAAUUAUCUUCGAGAGUUCUUGGAGAACAGAAGUCCCAGCAGAUUGGAGGAGGGCGAAUGUGGUCCCUAUCUAAAAGAAGGGAAAAAAGAACGACCCAAACAAUUACUGUCUGGUCAGCCUCACGUCGAUACCAGGCAAGAUCCUGGAAAAGAUCAUUAAGGAAGUGGUCUGCGAACAUCUAGAAACAAAUGCAGUCAUUGCUAAUAGCCAACACGGAUUUACCAAAAACAAGUCAUGCCAGACUAAUCUGAUCUCUUUUUUCGACAGAGUUACGAGUUGGGUCGAUACAGGGAAUGCUGUGGAUGUAGCGUACCUGGGUUUCAGUAAGGCCUUCGACAAAGUCCCCCACGACCUUCUGGCAAACAAACUAGUAAAAUGUGGGCUAGACAAAACUACGGUUAGGUGGAUCUGUAAUUGGCUAAGCGAACAAACCCAAAGGGUGCUCACCAAUGCGUCGUCUUCAUCUAGGAAAGAAGUCAAGAGUGGAGUGCCGCAGGGUUCCAUCCUGGGCCUGGUUCUGUUCAACAUCUUUAUUAACGACUUAGACGAAGGGUUAGAAGGCACAAUUAUCAAGUUUGCAGAUGACACCAAACUGGGAAGGAUAGCCAACACUCCAGAAGACAGGAGCAGAAUUCAAAACGAUCUUGACAGACUAGAGAGAUGGGCCGAAACUAACAAAAUGAAGUUCAACAGGGACAAAUGCAAGAUACUUCAUUUCGGCAGAAAAAAUGGAAUGCAAUGAUACAGAAUGGGGACGCCUGGCUUGACAGCAGUGUGUAUGAAAAAGACCUUGGAGUCCUUGUGAACAACAAGUUAAACAUGAGCCAACAAUGUGAUGCGGCAGCGAAAAAAGCCAACGGGAUUCUGCCCUGCAUCAAUAGGGGAAUAGUGUCUAGAUCCAGGGAAGUCAUGCUACCCCUCUAUUCUGCCUUGAUCAGACCACACCUGGAAUACUGUGUCCAAUUCUGGGCACCGCAAUUGAAGGGAGAUGUUGACAAGCUGGAAAGCGUCCAGAGGAGGGUGACUGAAAUGUUUAAGGCUCUGGAGAACAAGCCCUAUGAGGAGAGGCUUAAAGAGCUGGGCAUGUUUAGCUUGCAGAAGAGAAGCCUGAGAGGAGACAUGAUAGCCAUGUAUAAAUAUGUGAGGGGAAGUCAUAGGGAGGAGGGAGCAAGCUUGUUUCCUGCUGCCCUGCAGACUAGGACGCGGAACAAUGGCUUCAAACUACAGGAAAGGAGAUUCCACCUGAACAUCAGGAAGAACUUCCUCACUGUGAGGGCUGUUCGGCAGUGGAACUCUCUCCCCCGGACUGUGGUGGAGGCUCCUUCUUUGGAGGCUUUUAAACAGAGGCUGGAUGGCCAUCUGUUGGGGCUGCUUUGAAUGCGAUUUCCUGCUUCUUGGCAGGGGGUUGGACUGGAUGGCCCAUGAGGUCUCUUCCAACUCUACUAUUCUAUGAUUCUGGACCAAUUUAACAACUAUUAUGUCAGACACAGAGAAACCAUUGAAAUCCACGAGCAUGUAGACAAUUUCAACAGAAAGGAGGAAACCAUGAAAAUGAACAAAAUCUGGCUACCAGUAUUUAAAAAACUCCAAAAUAAGGAACAACACUCUGAAAACAGAGGAAUUCCAGACAUAAAUCAAUCCAACAGCUAAGGACUCUGAACAAAGGAUUCCCCAAGGCAAGAAGAAGCCAGGAGAUGAAGCUUCCUAGGCUAUUCAGUGCUAAUCAAGGUGGUUAAUUACAACAUUCACACUGGUCUCCAACUGACAAGAGUUCUUUCUCUCACCCUGGACCUUUCACAGAUACAGUAGAGUUUCGCUUAUCCAACAUAAAUGGCAGAACGUUGGAUAAGCGAAUAUGUUGGAUAAUAAGGAGAGAUUAAGAAAAAGCCUAUUGUACAUUAAAUUAGGUUAUGAUUUUACAAAUUAAGCACCAAAACAUGUUAUACAACAAAUUUGACAGAAAAAGUAGUUCAAUACGCAGUAAUGCUAUGUAGUAAUUACUGUAUUUUCGAAUUUAGCACCAAAAUAUCACGAUGUAUUGAAAACAUUAACUACAAAAAUGCGUUGGAUAAUUCAGAACCUUGGAUAAGCGAGUGUUGGAUAAGUGAGACUCUACUGUAUAUAAACCUUCCUUGCUUAGUUUCUCCAUAUACGUCACAACCUCUGAGGCUGCCUGCCACAGAUGAGGGCGAAACGUCAGGAGAGAAUACCUCUGGAACAUGGCCCUACGGCCCGGAAAACACACAACAACCCAAGGGAAAGGUUCUUCUUGCAUCUACAGCUUUGGUCCCCGCUGAACUGCGCUAUGGAACCCUGGCGGGCUCGAGCCCUGCCUGCCCAAGGGGACUGGAUUCCAGAGCAGCAGAAGUGGCGCCUGCCUGCCUUCGUGCUACAAUGGAGCUGCAUGCUCACAAGUCAAGGUGGGCAGGGCGGAGGCGCACAACCUGCUCUCCUCCUCCUCCUCUUCCUCCUCCUCCUGAGGCUGGCAAGGAGGGGGCGUUUCCCGUUUGGCUGCCACUUGCUGCUACUUUUCUUCCAGGCCCCCCGCCCGGAGGCAGGCGGGCGGGCGGGCAGGCGGACGGGCAGGCAGGGGAGACGACGAUGAUGAUGGGGGUGACGGGCCCUCCUGUGGCGCGGGGCAAGGCGGCGGUGCCUCCCGGGGCGCUGUGCUUGGGCGCGGGGCUGUGCGGGGCGCUGAGCUUCGCCCUCCUGGCCGCCUCCCUGGGCACCGACUACUGGUACCUGCUCCGCGUGGACCGCGAGGGCGGCAACCGCAGCGCAGGCGAGGCCGAGAGGCUGGGCUCCCACUCGGGGCUCUGGCGCCUCUGCGAAGGGCAGAAUGCCUGCAUCCCUCUCAUUGACCCAUUUGGAAUAGAGAGCUGGCAAGUCCCCACGUCACUUCAGCAUCUUAUCUGCAUGCACCGAGCCUUUGUGGUCCUGCUGCCGCUCAGCCUCAUCUUGAUUGUUUUUGGCUGGAUCUGUGGGAUCAUGGGGUCCUUGGCCCGGAGCGCCUGCUUUCUUCAGUUCACAGGCUGCUAUUUUCUGCUGGGUGCGCUGCUGACGCUGUCCGGAACUAGCAUCUACAUCUGCUACUCUGGAGCAGCAUUCACAGAGACAGUUCGUAUGUUUGACCAGGAGCGCUUUAAGCACGUCCAUAUUGCCUUUGGCUGGUCCCUGGCUCUCGCCUGGCUCUCUUUUGGCACCGAGGGACUGGCUGGUGUCCUGUUUCUCCUGGCUGCUCGGCAGCUCCAACUGAAGCCCAAUGCAUGUUCAGUGUCAAUUUGACCACCGUUAAAAGGAUAGGAGAAUGGAAUUGGGUGGUGGGGGGUGGGGAGAGAUUACAGGGCUGCAAGAGAACCCUUCACUCUUCCCUUCCCUGUUCCUUAUAAGAAAUCCUGGCUGGUGCUGCUUCCUCUUCCUUCAUAGCUGCAACACACAGACACCCCUUGACCACAGGACCAGGGCUGUGGCUGGAAGAUAGAAAGGUAUCUCUGUGGAUGUUAUGUGAGGAACCAGCUUUUAUUCAUAAGGCCUAGCAGUCACCUUGUUUGCUUGUCAGCUUGAUGAGGCACUAGGAGGGAUGACACUGAAAGCUCCAUUCCUCAGCCUCUAAAUAGGCAAGCAAAGCUGAGACAGAAAGAUUAGAAAGCAGCACCCUGUCCCUUUCCCAAGAAUUUCUUACUUUGUCCCCUUCUAUACAUAGUUAUUCCCAUUAAGUAUGGUCGUCUUCCUUUGGUGUGCCUUGGACACCUUGCAAUAUUUGGAUCCAGUAAGCACAUGUAGAAUUAUUUGAAAAAAAGUGAUUCCUUUCAGACAGAGGAGUCUGUCAGCAGUGGGUACAAUGCUUGCUGUACCAGAGAGGAGCUGUCAAGGAGACAGUUUAAUCGUUGUUCCAGAAUGUUCACUGCUACUGUCUGCAGCAGGUCACUCUAUAUGACUUCUUUGUCCUAAGAUCCUGCUAGUUCUGCCUCCUUUCCUGAAACAAGGGCAUGAUGCAGCCUGCAGAAAGUCUCUUACACACAGAGGCACACGGGGUGUUGGUAGCAGACUGAAAAAAAGUGGACACUAGUGUUUCACAAAAGUCUGCUACUGCACUCUCUGAUGAGGCUGGAAAAGGAGAACACCUAUUUUCAUGCAGAAUGGGUUCCAGGUCAUGAAGAGACAGCAACUCCUUUGGAAGAAAGCUCUGGAGCAGGUAGCCUGAGGUCUGUAAAGAAAAUGAUUCUGGAAAGUUCACCUUCUAGAUUUUAGUUGGCACUCCUAAAACUGACUCUCCAUAGCAGGGGAACGACCAGCCAUAUCUGGCUGUUUUUAUCAUUCUACUGAAUGUAGAAUAAUAACAAGAUGCCAUUGUAGCAGAGGACAAUAUGCAGAGCAGAGUGAAGACUAUAUUUUAGGUCUUGGAUAUGCUGACUGUCAACUAUGAUCAAAGGAUGAAGUGUGUCUUGAAUCUUGGUCUAAUCUGUAGGGAGGUCAGGAACAGUAGGCACUUGUUUGUUCUUUUGUGUGCAUAGGGUUUGGAGUUCAGGCUUACAUUUCUACUGCAAAGCCCUGCACAAUAUGUAGACGUCAGCCUUGAUUUCAGGUCGAUUGGCACAAUUGAAUCAGAAACUAACAUAACUGAGUUUUGAGAGCCUGCCUUGGCUUAAUUCCACAUUGGCAUGCCAAGCACCAACUUAAACUUCUGGUCUGCAGGCUGAAAGGAUGUCACUGCCCACAGUUGUCCAGCACAAAGUGCAAUUUGUUCAAAGCCAGUUGUGUGUCAUGAGGGGAGAUGUCACAGUGCCAGACAGCACGGAAGCAGUGCUCACCCCACGGGAAGAGCUGCACGCUAAUGGCAUGGCCUGUGACAGCAAUCUCCUCUGCACUCACGGCCUCCAUUAGCUCACACAAUCUGUCAGGAGUCAGCCUGGGUGUUAACAAUGUCACCAUGACAAUAUUGGUCUCCACUGUGGCUGGAUUUAUGGAGCAGAGAGGAGAACCAAGAUCACAGACACCUGUGAGGAAAAAUGAGGUGGUCAGAAAGAUGCGACACCACAGAACCCCUCUAUGCUACAAAGGAAAAAUGUACAUAUGAUACAGUGUAAAAGGAAGCAAAGAAGGCAGGUUCUUUGCAAUUAACAAGAAAGACUAACCUGAAAAAUGGGUCUCCAAGGUAGAUAUUAACACCACAGUAAAAGAAAUCUACCUUCACUCAUGAAGUGGAAUUUAUUACUCUGAGAUGACUUAGCAGUGUGACUGUAUCUCUCCCCAUUCCCACAACAUAAGCACCUUGGGCAAAGCACCUGGCGUUGCUAUGAUCCCUUUGCAGUGUCUCCUCCACAUGGCUUAAUGCAACAAGGCCUGCUGCUGCCAGAACCCCUGCCUGGCACAUCCCACCUCCAAGGAGCUUGCGUACACGCCAGGCUUCGGAGAUGAAAUCUUUGGAUCCUACCAGAAGUGAGCCGACUGGUGCUCCCGCACCCUGUGAAGCAAAAAGAAAACAGGAAUCAUGCGGCAUCCUAACCCCUUUACCCAAGUCCCUCUGAGAGAUUCUGCCUGUAUUAUGCAGUUGUUCUUUAGCAGCCUCCUCUAAUUACCUUUAGUUCAUGCAUGGGAAAUAUGUCACCCUCCAGGGGUUUUGGAACUGCUCCUUCCAUCAGCAAGCAAAGCAAGUAAAGAAACAUGGGAACUGCGGUCAAGCACCCCCACUUUUCCUCAACUUGGUGAGGAGGAAUCUGACAAAGCAUCCAGGCUAUUUUUGGAUAUUAAAGGUAUCGUCACAGAUUCCUGACACAGCUUAUAAGUGCUUCAUUUAUACUCCUCGAGCUCCCUGCAAUAUUUACAGUCCCACUAGUAACUUCUCACCUUAGAGAGGCAGAAAGAGAUGGAAUCACAGUGCUGAGAGAUUUGAGUUGCUGGCACUCCCAGUGCCACAGCAGCAUUAAGCAAACGGGCACCAUCCAUGUGUAUCCGCAACCCGUACCGCUGGGCUAGCUGACUCAACUGUGUAGGAAAGGAGACAGUCAGCAUUUGAAAGAAUGACCAACAUGAUCCAGAGAAAGACAACCCUGGGGCAUUCUGACUUGAGAUAGCACAUUUAGACCAGAGAAUGGUGGCCCUAGUUCUGGGAUAAGACAAUCCUGGAUUGCAAUUGGGGAAGGCUGGUUGGCCCAUUCCAGCUAUCGGAGAAACAAAAAUCUCCAAGAAGGAGAUUGCUUAUUAAUACUGUACCCAAACAGGACAGCUUGAGUUGGGGUUUCAGUUCAUUAUUGUCAUUUAUUACCAUAGUUUCUGUAAUAGCACAGGGAAAGAUGUUAAGAAAUGUAUUGGGCCAAACAAAAAUGAACAGAUUACAUUGUGCAAACUUUUGAAGUUCCACUGGGUUCUUCAUCAGAAAAAGAAAAAAUGUUGGUGCAACAGGCUUUCAUUUUUUAAAGAUGUUUUUGUUAAAAUGGCAAUAAAACGUAUCAUAUCAAUGUAAACAGGGGUCACUCCCCUCUUUGACUAUGUGGGCACUGGAAAAUCCAGGCAGUAAAAAUUAAAUUCCAUUAGUAAUGGAAAAAGCAACUUCCCUUGAAAUCCAGGCCUUUUCUCUCCUGGGUGAAGCUUCUACUGCUUUUCUUGGGCAAAGAACACUGAAUGUCUCAAGAAGUCUCUGUACUGUUGCAUGUGGAAACAUCUUUUAGGCGCUGUGUAAGUAAAACUUACCAAAUGCAGUCCCAAUGAAGAUACUUUAUCUGUGUUGCAGAUUAAAAGAGUUAAGUUCUUGCCUCUUUUAUUCUUCUGUAUUUUUCCUUCUCCUAUAUGAUUUUAACAUCAUUGCUUGAUGGGGAAGGAGCUUUAAAAGCUUGCAUUGUAUAUUUUGUGCACUUUUGAUUGGCCUGGAAAAGAUAUUGCUAUUUUGGAAAUUUUGAAUGUUGUUGCUUGGCCAAAACAUUGGUUAUGCUAAUAGCUGGAUCAUAAUCUUCUAGUAGAGCUGGAUGUUUGAAUGCCCAACACAAGCCCUAAUCCCCAAAAUAGUGUAGCAAUUUCCAUAUCUUGGAACUCCCUAAGCAUGUUUAGGCAUACCUUUGUAAAUUAAAAGAAAUGUAAUUGGUCUGACAAUGUGUCAGCUGAAAGCAAUACUGAGAAAAAGACUAUCAAGUUUCCUGAUAGUUACAGACAGACUUCCUGGCAGGAUUGAACAUUUGGGUGGUAGGAAAAGGAAGCACAUAUCCUUUCAACAUAUAGGAGCAGUGGAUACCUUCUGCUCUUUGACAAAGCUAACACUAAAGAAUUAUGGGGAUUUUGUAUUGAAAGUUGUUGUUGUUGUUGUUGUUGUUAUUAUUAUUAUUAUUAAAAUCAAAAGCUUUCCCAUUUUGUAGAAAGAAGGACCAAAUUACUAUAUAGAUAUUUGUCGGAGGCCACUCUUAUUGUUGAUAGCCUUUUCAGAAAACCCACAAUGAGAACAUGUGUCCUUUCAGCUAGAACAGUGGUUCUCAACCUGUGGGUCCCCAGGUGUUUUAGCCUACAACUCCCAGAAAUCCCAGCCAGUUUACCAGCUGUUACGAUUCCUGGGAGUUGAAGGCCAAAACAUCUGGGGACCCACUGAUUGAGAACCACUGAGCUAGAAACUGUGAUGAGUGUUUGCAAUGUACAGCUGGAGGAUAGCUGUUGUACUCACUUCCUGCAGGUACGUGAGAGGUAGGAUGCGUCCCCCGGCUGAGCAGUGUGUGUUCUCCAGGCAGAUGAGCUCAGGGCAAGGGUAAUACUUGCUUCUGUGGGACUCCUGGAUCUUGCGUUCCACUUCAUCAAGACAGAAGGUCCCAUUGGGCAGUUCCUGCAACAGCUGUGAAUGGACUCCAGCCACCUGUUCCAGAGCAGUGAAUGGGACGAGGCAAUGUCAGUGAGAGUGGGAUUUCUAGAUCAGCUGCUAAACAAGCAUCACCAAAGCUUUAAUCCAUGGUUAGAAAAGUUCUGGCUCUCCAGAUGCUGCUCAACUGCUUCUCCAAUGAGUUCAAGUCAGCAUAGCCAAUGAUGAGGAGUGAGAGUAGUUGGAAUCCAACCAACUUCUAGAUCAAUGAUUCUCAACCUGUGGGACCCGAUGUUUUGGCCUUCAACUUCCAGAAAUCCCAACAGCUGGUUGGGAUUUCUGGGAGUUGUAGGCCAAAACACCCAGGGACCCAUAGGUUGAGAACCACUGUUCUAGGUGGUCAGAAUUCAAUUACAAGUUGCCUACCCUUGUAAUAAUUGGAUAAAGUGGGAAUUAUGUCUAAGUAAGGACAUGUAUAUGUGACAGAUUGUGGUUGUCCCGAGUGUGGAUUUCUGAGAAGUCAGUAUUAAUCUAAUGUAGGAUUAAUGUAGAAUUGAUGCUUCUGUUCGAUGUUUUGUCUUAUGUCUGAUAACAGGUUGCAUUUUUAAUUUAAUUUUAGUUGUUAAGUCAUACUUUGUUCUUAUAUGUUGGGUUGUCAAUUUUUGUUAUUAUGGGUGUAUUGUUGUGUUCAGGCAUUGAAUGUUUGUCUUUUAUGUUUGGAAUCCGUCCUGAGUCCUUCCGGGAAGAUGGGGUGGAAUAUAAAUAAAGAUGAUGAUGAUGAUGAUUAUUAUUAUUAUUAGGAGCAAAAUUCUAAAUUAAAUAGGCCUUGCUUCUGAUCAAAUCAUGCAUGUUGGACAAGCAUAUGUUUCUGUGUAUAACUCCUUCAACGGGAUAGACUGCCAUAUGAUAACAAGUCAAUUAUGGUACGAUCUAAUAAGAAGUAGAAGUGAAUAUUACUCAGAAGUGUUAGAAGUAUGCAAGUUAUUUAAAUAUAAGAAUAUAGAGGGAAAAUCUUUGUGUGAGUGCAGGCAGAAUGAAUCCCAAAUAUUAUUUGCAAUUUCAGUAUUGAGCUUUAAAAAGGUAAGUGGAUGAAGGACACCUCAUGCCCCUUCCUGAUCUAGAUAGAGACUUUAGGGCAGUUUCUCAAAUUGUGCUCCUCCAUAUGUUUUGGACUUCAGCUCUCACAAUUCUUCAUAACUGGUAGGCUGGCUGGGAUUUUUGGGAGCUGAAGGCCAAAACACCUGGAGGAGCACAGUUUGAGAAAGACUGCCUUAGGGAUAUUUUCUAGCCAAUAGAGGGAAAGGAGGGAAGCUUAGCUGUUUGAAGACUGUAGGGUUCAUCCCCAUAGUUUCUCAAGUUGCUCCUGACAGCUGAAAUUUAUCUAUUGGUUUGGAAACUUACCAGAGGAUCUAUAUGAGCCACAAAGAACUACUUCCCUCUUGUUUCCCUGCUGCAAUUGAGUUUGGGGGGAAAGCACCUCCCUCUCAAGUCAAUGGAAAGUUUAACUCUCCCACCACAGUCUCCUUCAGCUGUCUCCACACACUUCAAUUAAGCUUGAAAACAAGAUUUCUCCAAGCCCAUGAGUGAUUAAAUACUCAUAUCUCAAUGAUGGAUUGGUGUUUUCCAUCUUUUCUGCCCAAGAUUAGUACUUUCCAGGGAUCUCUGUACAUUAUGGCUGUCAUGUCACCUCCAGCUUGCCCAGGAAACUAGAUACUACCACUUGUGUGGAACUAUUUGACUGUUCUCUCACUUCGCUUCACACCUUUCUUUUGUCGCCCAUGGGUGCCUGGCAUUUUACAAAAUAAAAUGAGAAAAAGUCUAAAUUCAAUUAAUUACAAUACAGCAUAAUCUCCUUUCAGUGAAGGAGAUUCAACAAUAGAACGAAAGCAAAUGAAGACACUGGGAGGCGGGGGGAGGUAAGGGCAAACGUUUACCUCUGACGUUAAGUUUAGUCGUGUCCAAUUCUGGGGGUUGGUGCUCAUCUCAAUUUCUAAGCUGAAGAACCAGCAUUGUCCAUAGACACCUCCAAGGUCAUGACUGCAUGGAGCGUCAUUACCUUCCUGCCGAUGCGGUACCUAGUGAUCUCACAUUUGCAUGUUGUCGAACUACUAGGUUGGCAGAAGCUGGGGCUAACAAUGGGAGCUCACCCUGCUCCCCGUAUUCAAACCGCUGACCUUUUGGUCAGCAAGUUCAGCAGCUCAGCCGUUUAACCUGCUGUGCCUACCGGGGGGGGGGGGGAUCCCAAAUUUUUAGUGUAAAAGAUGGCUUGAGGGAACUAAGAUGGUGAACUCAUUUAGAAAAGCAAUUCCCAGGACAACCCCCCACCACACACAAAUCUUUACAAAUACUUUCUAGUUGCUGCUAUAGUGAAUUAGAAAUAGCUUUCUAGUUAUAGGCAGUUAUUUUGAUUUUGAAGACAGAAGUUAGCCAGUAUGAUGUAGUGGUUUGAGCCCUGGACCAAGCCCCCUCUGACACAAAUCUUGCCCAAAAGACUCCGUGGCUGGUUUGCCUUGGUGGCAGCAUAAGGCAGAAAUGACUUCAUCACCUCCACCACAAAUACAGAUUUAAAUUGUUCAGCCCUGGAUUAAGGAAGCUGCUAAGAAAAGGGUGCAGCUUUCACUACUACUGACCACUAGAGGGAAGCACAUCACUAGGUUUCUCCCUGUUUCUCAACCACCAGACUCAAUUUUGGAAAAGCCUUGGAAAACCAAGUCCUUUUGUCCCUUUGAUGACUUCAUUUGCUUUGGCAGCUGCAAGUAAUACAGGGCCUUUCCCAUAACACAUUCCAGAUAUGCCUCUUGAGGUGGUUUAAUUAGGCGGCUCAUUCAGUACUUUUUUUGGAUGUAACUUGGGCAUCAUUUUUCAGUCUUGACAUCGGAGCUGGAAUGGCUACAGCACAUGAUCCUCUGUAAAGCUUUGAAAUACUGUGCUCCUGAAUUGUUGCUAUUCUUUAUUAGUAUUACUAUCACUAUGCAUUUAUAUCCCUUCUUUGGUCUUACAGGUUCAAGGCAACACACACAGCUUCCCUCUUCUUUUCACAACAACCCUGUGAUGCAGGUCAGGUUGAGAGAAUACUGGCCCAAAUGAAUGUCAUGACAGACUAACUUAACUGUCCCAAAGCAUAAUCCAACAUACUAACUAGAUCACUUUGGAAUUUUUUGGGUGUUUCAAACCUGAGUGUUAAAUAGAAACAAAACUUGGUUGUGCGGCCAGGCUUUCAAAUAAGAAUCGGCAGCGCCAAUUAUUAUUAUGUACGCCAGAACCCAAUUGACAGACCCAGUCUUUUGAACCUGAACAUGUCCAUUUGUAUUUUUAAAUGUUUUUAUGAAUGUUGAUGUAAAUUAAUAAUUUUUAAUCAGAUUUAUAUGUACUAUAUAAUUUUUAUAUGUGCGUUUAUUGUAAGCCGCCUUGAGUCCCCUCUCGGGUGAGAAGGACGGGAUAUAAAUGUUGUAAUAAAUAAAUAAAAUAAAAUGUGAUCAAAGA